Messenger RNA from Sphenostylis stenocarpa, 381 nucleotides. The record is from the annotation of a GenBank genome assembly. Lineage: Eukaryota; Viridiplantae; Streptophyta; Magnoliopsida; Fabales; Fabaceae.
AUGGAUAGAGCUAAAGGAGUGCCAACCUUUGUUUCACACAUUGGUGACCAUGCUGCCCUUUAUGAUCAUAGCUUUCCACCGAUUUACAGCUUCUUUCUGUUUUACCCUUUACAAGGCUUGGAACCGGAGUUGGAGAAAGCCAUGUUGUCACUUUCUGUAAAGACUCAUUUGAGACAUUCGGGUGGGGAAAUGGAAUUGCCAUUGAUUUCUCUUGGGAUCUGCACAAAGCAAACGUUGGCCAUAUCCAACAUGUGUGAUCUUAAAAUGGUACUGUUGCAUGUAAAGUCAAGCAUUAUGUGUUUUAAAAUUGAUAAACUUUGUGCUAAAGAAAGUCAUUCCUACCACCAUGAAAGGUACAAAUACUUUUGUAACCACAAGUAA